UUGAAUCUCGACGAUCGCUUCGUCAUUUAUUUUGAGAUCAAGUAAAUUUCACACACUUAUUUAAAAACUGCUGUGAUUUUCGAAUAAAAGCGUUGUAAACUGGAAAACGGCGACAGUUUGCCAACGGCUACGCAGAGCGAAAUAUUUAAAAAAUCUGCUAAGUGAAAGCUCUCACACUUGAUAUAACGGUAGACGUGUGCAAAACUAAAAAUUAAAUAAGAAAACAACAAAAAACGUGAAAUUAGUGCAUUGACAAGGGAUUAUUUAAUUUUAAAAUUUGAAAUAAAUUUUUACUGAAAAAAAAGACAAUUUGAUUGCAACUGUGUGCUUGUGUACACCUACUGAUUUUGCGGAUUCCCAUUAUAACAAUUUUAUAACAACACACACAAAAAAAAUUAUGAUUUGUCCGAAGCGCACCGCAGAGUUAAUCACACUACAUUUGGCGCCCUUUAAGGACACUGAUCCUGCUUGGGAAAUAGGUGUCUCUAAAAUAGCUGGACGCGGCAUUAUGGCCACACGCGACAUCAAACGUGGUGAUGUGAUCUUUCGCGACAGUCCGCUGCUGAUCGGUCCUUCUGCACGCGCUGAGGAUACGCUAAACUCGUGUUCGAAUUGCUUCAAAAUGUUGCCGGAUACAAAGUUUAUGUGUCGUCAGGGUUGUGGUUUGCCCAUUUGUUCUCUGUGUGGCAAAAAGCAACAACACAAAGCCGAUUGUACCCUCUUCCAAUCGUGGAAACCUUGCGAACCGGAUGUGGCCAACUCACUGCUUAUUCGUUUGCUGUGCGUCGGGCGUGCUAUCAAUUUGACGAAGGAUCAACGUGAUCUCAUCUAUUGUUUACAAGCAAAUUUGGAUAAUAAUCAUCGUACGGAAGUACGUAAUGCCGCUAAGGGUUUCAACGAAUUUCCCACCGAUAAAAAAGUGAUUGAGAUUAUGAAUCGUACUGUUGCGGUGUUGCGUACAAAUGGCUUCGAUGAGACCGCCGAUCGUUCCAAUGAUAAUGCAGAGUUUCUCUAUCGCGCUUUAUUCCCAUUAUUCGCUGUCAUGAAUCACGAUUGCAUUCCCAAUUCAUAUUACACGUUCGAGGAGAAAACCAGAAAUAUGGUGGUGCGCGCUUCGGUGGAUAUAUCAGCUGGCACUGAGAUCACCACCACAUAUACGAAAUUGUUUACGAGCAAUACUGCACGCCAUUUGUUUUUGAAAAUGAAGAAAGGAUUCACCUGCAAGUGUCCGCGUUGCUCCGAUCCAACAGAAAAAGGCGCUUUCAUUUCCGCUCUCUACUGUCGCGAUACGAACUGUUCGGGUCUUGCCGUACCCGAAACCACCGGCCUGCCGCACCCUAACUGGAAUUGCUUGGUUUGCAAACAGAAAUCUACGCAUGCGCAAUUGAUAAAAUCACAAGAUUUCGCCUCCGGCGCGAUAAGUUCGAAAUUCAACUCGAAGUCACUCAAAUCGGUGGUGCUGUAUUUGAGAGACAAAAGCUCCGGCUUUAUACCGGAUAGCAAUUACGUUGUAAUCGAUGCAAAACUACAAGUAAUAGCACGCCUGUCGAAGAGUCGAGAAGAUUGCGAUGAUGAGGAAGUGGCGGCUAAGGCAAAAUUCUGUGAAGAUAUAUUGGAGAUUAUGGACAAGCUGGGACUGGGUGAUUGCGUGAUGCGUAGCUAUUUGGAGGCAGAGAAAGUGAAGGAGGUGAAGUAAGUGGGCGGGAGCUGAAAAAGUGAAUGAAGAAAAUUAGAAAUUCAAGCAAAAAGUAUAUUUGAAAAUCUCCGAAAAACACCACAGCGCUGGAAAUCGGUUGCAAAUCAUGUUUAUGCAUAAGUUAAUUUUGAAAAAUUGAAACAAAAAUGCCGCUGGCAUAUUUAUAAUAUAUAAGAAAAUGUUUUCGAUUUUAAUUUAUCAUAAUUUCAUUCAAGUUUUCUUAAACUUAUAUGUUUUUUGUUUAAAAUUUUCUUUAGAAAAUUUACUUUAUGCUGCAAAGACAUGCUGACACAGUUCUUAAGCAAACACAUUGUGCAACAAAAUAACAUUAAAAAAACCAAAAAAAAAAAA
Molecule: messenger RNA, 2047 nt
Organism: Bactrocera oleae (olive fruit fly)
Lineage: Eukaryota; Metazoa; Arthropoda; Insecta; Diptera; Tephritidae
Gene: SmydA-9
Product: SET and MYND domain containing, arthropod-specific, member 9
Molecular function (GO): protein binding
Source: RefSeq, a predicted model, not a curated record